AGAAGCCGUGCUGGUACUCUGCGCAGCUGCAUGCUGCCCUGGCGAACGGGACUCUCUUCCUGGUUGUGCUGCAGACUUCCUAGGUGAUGCUAGUUGCUGAUAUGUGUUCAAGAUGAGUGGGAUGGGAGAAAAUACCUCUGACCCAUCCAGGGCAGAGUCAAGAAAGCGCAAAGAUCCUGAUCAGCUUGGACCCAGCCCUAAAAGAAGCACUGAGAAACGCAAUCGUGAGCAAGAGAAUAAAUACAUAGAAGAACUUGCAGAGCUGAUUUUUGCAAAUUUUAAUGAUAUUGACAACUUUAACUUUAAACCUGACAAAUGUGCAAUCUUGAAAGAAACUGUGAAGCAAAUUCGUCAGAUAAAAGAACAAGAAAAAGCAGCAGCAGCUAAUGAAGAUGAAGUGCAAAAAGCAGAUGUAUCAUCUACGGGUCAGAGUGUCAUCGACAAGGAUGCACUUGGACCAAUGAUGCUUGAGGCCCUAGAUGGGUUCUUCUUUGUAGUGAACCCAGAAGGUAAUGUUGUGUUUGUUUCUGAGAAUGUGACGCAGUACCUAAGGUACAACCAAGAAGAGCUGAUGAACACAAGCAUAUAUAGCAUCCUGCAUGUAGGGGACCACAAUGAAUUUGUCAAAAUCCUGCUGCCAAAAUCUUUAGUGAAUGGGGGAUCUUGGUCUGGUGACACUCCUAGGCGUAAUAGCCAUACCUUUAAUUGUCGGAUGCUGGUAAAACCUCUUGCUGAUUCUGAGGAAGGCCAUGAUAAUCAGGAAGGACAUCAGAAAUACGAAACUAUGCAGUGCUUUGCUGUUUCUCAACCAAAUUCCUUCAAGGAGGACGGUGAAGAUUUGCAGUCUUGCUUGAUUUGUGUUGCAAGAAGAGCUCCAAUGAAGGAAAGACCACUUCUUCCUUCAUCAGAGAGCUUUACUACUCGCCAGGAUCUACAAGGCAAAAUAACUUCACUGGACACAAGUACCAUGCGAGCAGCUAUGAAACCUGGCUGGGAGGAUUUGGUGAGAAGAUGUAUUCAGAGGUUCCAUUCACAGCACGAGGGAGAAAUCUCUUUUGCCAAGAGGCAUCACCAGGAAGUGCUGAGGCAGGGACUAGCAUUUAGUCCUGUUUAUCGGUUUUCCUUGUCUGAUGGCACUAUCGUUUCUGCCCAAACGAAGAGCAAGCUCAUCCGUUCUCAGACGACUAGUGAACCUCAGCUUGUAAUCUCCUUGCAUAUGCUUCACAGAGAGCAGAACGUCUGUGGAAUGAAUCAGGAUUUGACUGGACAAGGAAUGGGGAAGAUACUGAACCCGAUUAGCUCCAGCAGCCCUGCCCAUCAGGCCAUGUGCAGUGGGAACCCAGGUCAGGAUAUGACCAUCAGUAGCAAUAUAAAUUUUGCCAUAAAUGGCCCAAAGGAACAAAUGGGCAUGCCAGCAGGCAGGUUUGGUGGUUCAGGGGGAAUGAACCAUGUGUCAAGCAUACAAGCAUCCACUCCUCAGGGUAGUAACUAUGCACUAAAAAUGAAUAGCCCCUCACAAAGCAGCCCCGGCAUGAACCCAGGGCAGCCAAACUCUAUGCUUUCCCCAAGGCAUCGCGUGAGCCCUGGAGUGGCAGGAAGUCCUCGCAUCCCACCCAGUCAGUUCUCCCCCGCAGGGAGCUUGCAUUCACCCGUGGGAGUCUGCAGCAGCACAGGAAAUAGCCAUAACUACACCAACAGUUCCCUGAACGCACUUCAGGCCCUCAGCGAGGGCCACGGCGUUUCUCUAGGAACGUCGUUGGCUUCACCUGACCUAAAAAUGGGAAAUUUACAAAAUUCCCCUGUGAAUAUGAAUCCUCCCCAGCUAAGCAAGAUGGGAAGCCUGGACUCUAAAGACUGCUUUGGACUAUAUGGGGAGCAAUCAGAAGGUACAAGUGGACAAGCAGAGAGCAGCUGCCAUUCAGGAGAACAGAAAGAUAACAGUGACAGCAGCAUGCCACCGGUUGUCAGUGGCGAGAGACCUGAUGGACAGAAUAAACUGCACGACGGGAAAAGCCAGACAAAGCUCUUACAAUUGCUGACCACCAAAUCGGAUCAGAUGGAGCCUUCACCUUUGUCCAGUACCAUGGGAGAUGUUAGCAAGGACUCCACGGGAGGGUUGCCUGGGUCUGGUUCGGCACAUGGAACCUCGCUCAAGGAGAAGCAUAAAAUUUUGCACAGACUAUUGCAGGACAGUAGUUCUCCUGUAGAUUUGGCCAAGCUCACAGCAGAGGCCACAGGCAAAGAACUGAACCAGGAGUCCAGUAGCACAGCUCCUGGUUCGGAGGUGACUGUUAAACAGGAGCCAGCGAGUCCUAAGAAGAAUAAUAAUGCACUACUUCGCUACUUGCUAGAUAAAGAUGAUACUAAAGAUAUUGGUUUACCAGACAUACCCCCAAAACUGGAGCGGUUGGACAGUAAGACUGACCCUUCCAGUAGCACAAAGUUAAUAGCUAUGAGGACGGAAAAAGAAGAGAUAAGCUUUGAGCCUAACGAACAGCCAGGCAGUGAAUUGGAUAACUUGGAGGAGAUUCUGGAUGACCUGCAGAACAGCCAGUUACCGCAACUUUUCCCAGAUAGCCGCCCAGGCGCGCCAGUGGGCUCGGUCGACAAGCAAGCCAUCAUCAAUGACCUCAUGCAGCUCACCAGUGACAGCAGCCCCGGCGCGGCUGUGGCCACCCAGAAACCAGCAAUGAGGAUGUCACAGAGCACUUUUAAUAACCCACGAGCAGGGCAACUGGGCAGGUUAUUACCAAACCAGAAUUUACCACUUGACAUCACACUGCAGAACCCAACAGGUGCAGGAACUUUCCCACCCAUAAGAACAAGUAGCCCCUAUUCAGUGAUACCUCAGCCGGGACUGAUGGGCAGGAAUGAAGGGAUGAUAGGAAGUCAAGGAACUUUAGGCAACAGUAGCACAGGGAUGAUCGGUGGCAAUGCCCCUCGGCCUGCCAUGACAUCUGGAGAUUGGGGAAGCCAGGCCUCUGCUGUGAGGGUGACCUGCGCGCCCACAGCUAGUGCCAUGAACAGGCCGGUGCAAGCAGGCAUGAUCCGCAACCCCACGGCCAGCAUCCCCUUGAGACCCAGCAACCAGCCCGGCCCAAGGCAGAUGCUUCCAUCUCAGGUCAUGAAUAUGGGGCCAUCCGAAUUGGAGAUGAACAUAGGAGGACCUCAGUACAGCCAGCAGCAGGCACCUCCAAAUCAGACUGCACCGUGGCCAGACAGCAUCUUGCCUAUAGAUCAGGCAACUUUUGGUAGUCAGAACAGGCAACCGUUUGGCAGCUCACCAGAUGAUCUCUUGUGUAAUCAUCCUUCAUCAGAGUCGCCAAGCGAUGAGGGUGCUCUCCUGGAUCAGCUUUACAUGGCAUUAAGGAAUUUUGAUGGUUUAGAAGAAAUCGACAGGGCUCUAGGAAUACCAGAACUAGUUAGCCAGAGCCAAGCUGUCGACCCAGAGACCUUCCCCAGCCAGGAGUCGAGCAUCCUGAUGGAGCAGAAGGCUCCGGUAUUCUCCCAGCAGUACGCGGCGCAGGCUCAGAUGGCGCAGGGCAGCUAUGCACCCAUGCAGGACCCGAGCUUCCACCCCAUGGGGCAGCGCCCGGGGUACGCAGCCCUGCGCAUGCAGCCCCGGCCCGGCCUCCGGCCCGCCGGCAUCGUGCAGAACCAGCCGAACCAGCUGCGGCUCCAGCUGCAGCACAGGCUCCAGGCACAGCAGAAUCGGCAGCCACUGAUAAAUCAGAUCAGCAGUGUCUCCAAUAUGAAUCUGUCUUUGAGACCUGGAGUGCCAACACAGGGCCCUAUCAACGCGCAGAUGCUGGCACAGAGGCAGCGGGAGAUCCUGAGCCAGCACCUGCGGCAGCGGCAGAUGCAGCAGCAGCAGCAGCAGGUGCAGCAGCGGACGCUGAUGAUGCGAGGGCAGGGCUUGAGCAUGACCCCCAGCAUGGUGGCAGCCGGUGGCAUACCAGCAACCAUGAGUAAUCCACGGAUCCCGCAGGCAAAUGCACAACAGUUUCCAUUUCCUCCAAACUACGGUAUUAGUCAGCAGCCUGAUCCAGGCUUCACAGGGGCCACCACUCCUCAGAGUCCACUGAUGUCCCCAAGACUGGCUCAUACUCAAAGCCCCAUGAUUCAGCAGUCUCAGGCUAAUCCUGCCUAUCAGUCCUCUACGGAGAUGAAUGGGUGGGCACAAGGGAAUAUGGGUGGAAACAGCAUGUUUUCACAACAGUCCCCACCACAUUUUGGGCAGCAAGCAAGCACCAGCAUGUACAAUAAUAACAUGAACAUCAGUGUAUCCAUGGCAACCAACACAAGUGGUAUGAACAACAUGAACCAGAUGACAGGGCAGAUCAGCAUGACCUCAGCGACCUCUGUGCCUACAUCAGGGUUGUCCUCCAUGGGUCCUGAGCAGGUUAAUGAUCCUGCUAUGAGGGGAGGCAAUCUUUUUCCAAACCAGCUGCCUGGAAUGGAUAUGAUCAAGCAGGACGGAGAUGCAACACGGAAAUAUUGCUGACCCUGAGAGUGGUUCGGUUGCUCCUUUCUUCAGCUGACUGGGCUUACGGCCCCAAAUCCUUACCGGUUUGAAGAGCUGCGUCUGUUUGUCGUGACCCAGCUGAGCUGCCAGCGCCGGUGGCAACUGCCUGCUGCCGACAGGACUCAGCCCUGCCUUCCCGAGGGGAGCCGGGCGGUCGUUGCCGAAGAGCAGCCUCUUCUUUGACAGUCUGAAGCUAGCGUACAGACAGUUGCUCAGUCUGUUCACUGCAUUCACCUUAGUGCAACUUAGAUCUCUCCUGCGAAGUAAAUGUUGACAGGCAAUUUUCAUAAACCAUGUCAGAUUGAAUGUAUUUAAAUGUCUGUAUUUAAGGAAAAAACAACCAUGCUCUUGUUCUGUUUCUGUUUAGUUCUAGACCUUGGGUUUUUUUGCUUUGUUAUCCCUGGCUUACUCAGUCUGGUGCAAAGGAUUCAGUUCUGUCUGAAAACUGGUGUUUUAGACUAAGGCCUGCAUUUUGGGGCGGAGAGGAGGCGUGGAGGAGGGUGUCGAAGCAACGUCUGGUACAUAUAGAGACCUCCAACAAGUGCGUUCCACUGACAAGUCAGAGAAGACGAACCAAUGUAGAAAACUACACAGACCAAUUUUGAAUGGGGUUAAAGUUGUAAACCAGAUGAAAAUUACCCUGUUGAGAGGGCUGCUUAUAAGGCAUUUUGGUUGGGUUUUGUGGUAAUGUUUAUAAUGCAAGUCAUUAAUCCAAAAAUACAAGUUGGUUACAUUCUUAUUUAAUUAAAUUCCUAACAAUCAGCAAAUCCUGAUUUUUUUAU
Molecule: messenger RNA, 5307 nt
Organism: Gavia stellata (red-throated loon)
Lineage: Eukaryota; Metazoa; Chordata; Aves; Gaviiformes; Gaviidae
Gene: NCOA2
Product: nuclear receptor coactivator 2
Exons: 22
Coding region: 113-4504 (1463 amino acids)
Biological process (GO): cellular response to hormone stimulus; positive regulation of transcription by RNA polymerase II
Cellular component (GO): nucleus
Molecular function (GO): protein dimerization activity; nuclear receptor binding
Source: RefSeq, a predicted model, not a curated record